Molecule: messenger RNA, 1887 nt
Organism: Capsicum annuum
Lineage: Eukaryota; Viridiplantae; Streptophyta; Magnoliopsida; Solanales; Solanaceae
Product: pentatricopeptide repeat-containing protein At2g21090-like
Exons: 2
Coding region: 375-1163 (262 amino acids)
Biological process (GO): RNA modification
Molecular function (GO): RNA binding; protein binding
Source: RefSeq, a predicted model, not a curated record
UGUGACAUGACAAUCUAACGGCCUAUAUUCAAUUGGGUUAUCAUAUCGAACUAUGGAGGGAACGACCUCAAAACUCAUUUCAGGCGCGAAUUAAGCUUGAUCAAAUAUUAAGCAGAGUUUCACCUUUGUUAAGAUCAUUCAUUAUAUGGCUUAAUUGAUAAUCAAUCUUGAGUUCCAAACAAAUUCUGUCCAAUCCCUUUCUUAAUUGUCAACCAACUCGAGUUUAUUUUAGUAAAAAUCUUGCUUUUUGCUUUAAUGCAACCAAGUGAAGCAAAUCUUCCUACCCAAUACAAAACUUUGCGAAUCUCCUUUCGAAAUCCAUUCGAACUAAUGAUCUCAAACUUGGGAAACUCAUACACUCGCGAUUGAUCAAGAUGGCACUACACAUUAACACAUUACUCGCUAAUCGACUGGUUGACAUGUAUUCUAAAUGCAGCUCUCUAGAAUAUGCGCAGCGGGCAUUUAAUGAAGUGUCGAACAAGAAUUGUCAAUCUUGGAAUACGAAAUCAUCCGCUUACUAUCAAAGGGGCCUUUUUGGAGAAGUCUUCAAGGUGUUUGAUGAAAUGCCUGAACCAAAUGUGGAGAGUUCUAACUCGAUUGUAUCGAGUUUGACUCGUUGUGGGUUUCCAGGAAAAGCGAUGGGUUGUUUCAAAAGAAUGGGAAAGAGAUAUGGGGAUGACUUCUUGAUUGAUGAGUUUACGGUUGUUGGUGUGGUAAAUGCUUGCGCGUGUUUGGGGGUGUUGAAGUUGUUGCGUGAAUUGCAUGGGUUAGCGAUUGUGGUUGGUGUGAGGUUUAAUCUUGUUGUUUGUAAUGCGCUAAUUGAUGCUUAUGGGAAAUGUGGGAAACCAGAGUACUCAUAUUCAAUUUUGUGCCGAAUGCAUGAGACAGAUGUAUUUUCCUGGACUUCGAUGUUGGUUGCUUAUAUACGUGCAUCUAGAUUGGCGGAUGCGUGCACACUUUUUGAUAGCAUGCCAGUCAGAAAUGUGGUGGCUUGGACUGCUUUGAUCACGGGAUUUACUCAGAAUGGAGAAGGAGAUAAGGCUUUGUGCGUCUUUAAGGAAAUGCUGGAAGAAGGUAUAUUAUGUUAUCCAACAUUUAUGCAGCAGCAGGAAGGUGGGAUGAUACUCGCAGACUGCGAAGGUACAUGGAUAACAGAGGAUUGAUGAAGGAAACAGCUUAUAGUUGGAUUGAGAUAAAAAAUAUCAAACAUAAGUUUGUCGCUAAAGAUAAGUCUCACAGUCUGUAAGAAGAAAUAAAAGAGUUGCUACUUAAACUCAUAGAUCCAAUGAAGGAUGCUGGAUACGUACUUCAUAUUGAAAGCUCAUACUUUCUCGAAGAUGAUGCAUUUUCUUGACAUCAUUGAAAGAGGUUGUAACCAUGUACAAACCUAUCUAAUUUAACAAUUAAAUAUGAUCUCUGGUGCAAAUCUGUUAUGAUGAAAUUUCUGGAAAAGAGAAAAGCGAGGGAAAAAUUUUACUUUUCCAGAUAUCACUAUCUUAAAGGUAGAAACAUGACCAUGAGAUGUUAGGCACUAUUAUACAUUCUUUGUUGCCUGAAGUUUCAGAGAAGUUGAUGUUACGAGAAGCAGAUAGAUCCAUCAUUAACAUGCGGGUAUCCACCUCUGUGGUAGUGCCUCAAAAGCUGGAGAUUAGCUGUACUAGUUGCUGUAAUUCAAAAUACAGCUUUAAAGUUGGAUUAAGUUUAGGUAAAUAAGGCUGUAAUCAUGCAGAACCUGAUUUUAUAACAACUGUUAAUCUUUAGGCAAUAAUGUCAGAGAUAUGAUAGCUUAUUUUACUCCUUUAAUUAAGUUUUUUCAGUUAUGAUUUUAUGUAUAAAUGUGGCAGUGAUCAUUCCAAUAAGUAAUGAAAUAUAAUAAAGCUUUUCUGC